Bursaphelenchus xylophilus (pine wood nematode) is the source of this 641-nucleotide messenger RNA. Lineage: Eukaryota; Metazoa; Nematoda; Chromadorea; Rhabditida; Aphelenchoididae. The record is from the annotation of a GenBank genome assembly.
AUGAUCCCCGAAAAAGACACGUGUCAGGCCUGGAAUCGCUGGUCCAGGGAGCCUGGAAAUGUAAUUAGUAGUGGUGGGAGACGCCUGGCUAAACGGACCCUAAGGGGAAGAAAGGAAAAGAGGUAUUGUAUUCAUCAAGAAUUCGCGGAAUUCUUAAUUGAAAAACGAGAAUUCGCCGCAAAGGGAUUCGCGGCCCCAAGUGGGCCCAUCCCGACCUGACUUGGUCCGGGCUGACUUAAAUGGCUUUCCGAAAUUAAGAAGGGGAUAAUAAUUUGGAAAACCGAAAGGUGCGGAGGAGGAAUGCACUCCGUCUCAUCUUUUCUUGGCCCGUUCAAGGCGAUAACAAGAAGAUGGGCACAGAAGACGCUUUCUAUCCCCCCAUCCCUUUCUUCCCCUCAGGCCAUCGUACCCGGGUUAAAGAAGAUAAAAAGAGUGCGGAGACAGUUUUUCUCUACUUUCUUGCAAAGGCGGCCAGCCACGGCACCACGAGUCGGUUGUCCCUCGAGGCUCGGCGGCCGGCUCUCUUUCUCUCUGCUAAAGUGACAUCGCCCGCUUGGUUCGGCCGGUCUCGCUUUUACUCUGCCCUCCUUCCUCACCUUUUCGACCGCCGCUUUUCCUUCCGAAAAAGAGACUCGGCCUGA